AUGACCACUUCACCUGCACGGAUCGAGCUCCCAGGCUACGGCCUUCCAUUGAACCACCCAGUCCCGGCUAAAUAUUCCUUGAAAAGAGUAACACUGCCCAAUGCACUGGAUAGCAAAGAUAUUUAUGACGGCUACAUCGGCAAUCUCCUCGUCCACCGCGAGAUCCUCAUGCUGCAAAUCAUGAACACCAUCUCCGAGAAGCCCAACUGGGACCGCAAGGUGUUCGACGAGGAAAUCACGGCCAAGUGGCGCCAGGAGAUCGCCGAGGCCGGGCAAGACGUCACCCCCACCAUGGUCGACGCGAUCAUUGCCGAGAUGAGGUGGAAAGCAAAGGUGCUGCAGGAGGAGGGGACGUUCGCCGUCUUCGAUCACGUAGGGGUCGUCCGGUCUGACACAGCCAUCCCCAAGGACCUUCAGCAGGCACUGCGGGACGCCGUAGCGCCAUUGGAAGACAUCCCCGAGGAGGCGAAAGACUACCACCCAGGCUCAGACAACAAGGUCCUCGACUUGGUGCAUCCCUCGCUAUUUCCGCUCCUCUACGGCCGCACGCGCAUCCUGCCGGACGGCACCAUGACCGUGGCCAACUGUCUCGAGCACCUCGGCCACGGAGAUGUGUUGCCCGUGCCCACGGACGAAUCCAAAGGCCAGGGCCGCGAUCCGCACUGGCGCUGGAUGUCUUCGGGCUACAAGGUCUACAGCCAGAAAUUCCAAUGGCUUCCGUGCGACGUGGAGUUUUCUGACAACGACGACUGCCGCAUCGUCUCGUACAUCAACAACCUCCACCCGCAGCGCCAUCAGAGCCUGUACGCGGUCGUCGAGAACGUCAUCGCCCGCGCCAUCCCGCAGUGGAACAAAAGCUUGACCAGAACUCGGCAGCACGAGAAUGUCCGCAUCCUCUACGACCGGGUGGAGUACCUGGACCGCUCGACUCCGGAGCCACAAUGGGAGAGCGAGAAAGAAGACGAGGAGGGCUAUGAGGAUGACUAUCAGCAGCGCUCGGAUGCAUGGUGGAAGGCGCGCCCCAUCAAGCUCCCCGAGCCUCGACCCACCUUCGUGCCUCCGAAGGUCUCCUACGAGGGGCCGAUGGAUCUGCGCGACAAGUUCCGCGAGACCGGGCUGCAGGUGAUCGUCAAGCUGGCGAACAUCGAACUGACGCCCGAGAAGCCGACCUACGAGGGCGGGUCCUGGCACAUCGAAGGGCAGCUGAAUGAACGCAUCUGCGCCACAGCGAUCUACUACUACGACAGCGCGAACAUCACGGAAAGCCGCCUCGCCUUCCGCCACCGGGCCCAAACGAUCUACGACAUGGGCUACGAGCAGGAUCGGCACGAGUUCAUCCACGCGGUGUACGGGUUCAGCGCGGACGUCGAUGGCCACAACGACAGCGCGCACUUCACGCAGGACCUGGGCAGCGUGGUCUGCACCGAGGGGCGUCUGGUCACUUUCCCGAACACCGUGCAGCACCGCGUGGCGCCGUUCGCGCUGGCGGACCCCACGAAGCCGGGCCAUCGCAAGAUCCUGGCGCUGUUCCUGAUCGACCCGCACCGUCGGGUGAUCUCCACGGCUAACGUGCCGCCGCAGCAGGCGGAGUGGGCGGGUGACCAGGGGGCGUUGGCGCAGGGGUUGAUGACCAUGGAGGAGGCGAAGUCGUAUCGGUUGGAGUUGAUGGAGGAGCGGAGUGUGUUCCAGGACAAGCAGAAUGACGCAUUUGAGACGGGCUCGUUCUCGCUGUGUGAGCAUUAG
This is a messenger RNA of Aspergillus brunneoviolaceus CBS 621.78, 1743 nucleotides long. Its product is annotated as DUF4246 domain-containing protein. Lineage: Eukaryota; Fungi; Ascomycota; Eurotiomycetes; Eurotiales; Aspergillaceae. The coding region runs from base 1 to 1743 and encodes 580 amino acids. The record is from RefSeq and is a predicted model, not a curated record. The transcript has 5 exons.